AUGGAGCUUGGCCUUUGGGUGGCUCUGGUACUGGUCGCCGCGAGCAGCCUCUACUGGUCUCUACGGGGGACAGCAUUUGGAGCACUCUUGCUGACCAUCGUGAAGUUGAUCGCGUGCAAAGGUCGCAGGGCGGCCGGUGCCCUCACAGGCCUGUGGUUCCCAAUCUCAGUCGAAGAGCUGACGGGUCCACGUGGUCCGAAGCUCUUGACGAAGAUGUUGCAACAUGGUCAGCACUUGCCACUGGACGUCUCCGUCCUCUCCGUCCAACAUCUGCGGAAGGACAUCAAAGACGGCGUGAAAGGAGACAAAGCUCUGCUGAAAGUGACCUUUUCCAAGGAGGUGCCCAACCUUCCGGGGACCUUCUUCGUGAAGUUCAACUUGCAAAGCUUUGGCGCCAUGCGCCUCUUGGUCGCUACCUCCGAUGUCUGCCUUUGCGAGGCGCUCUUCUACCAUCACUUGGCUGAAGAGGCCGCGGAGGUGGUGAAAACUCCCAAGUGCUUUUUCGUGGAUUUCAACCGGCUCACAGGCGAGUUCUGCCUGCUCACUGAAGCCCUCCACUUCGGCGGGCCUGCCGCGGUCUCCACUGCGGACGCGAGCGCCUCGAGCUUCGAGCUUCGGCCGAUGAAGCACCGCAUCCGGGACCCCGCCACCUUGGAGGAGCAAUUGCUGUUCAUCGAGACUGGUGCAAGACUUCAUUGCAAGUUCUGGGCGGACAAUCAGGUGCUUCGAGACAUGCCCAAGUUCUAUGAGACUCAUCGAGAGAUGUGGGUCCUGUGCUCCUUGAGUGGACGCUUUGGCUUGGGACAGACGGUGCGGAGGACCUUGCGUGGCCAAGCAGAGGUGAACGAGGACUGGAUGACCUGGGAUGUCCCUGGCGACUUGAAGGGCAAGGAGUGGGAGCUCAUCAAUGACAUGCCAGCCAUCCUCACCUCCCUUGCGCAAGACCUCGACAUGGCGGCGUUCGGGCACAAUGACUUGACCACGGACAAUGCUUUCUACUGGAAGGAUUGUGAUCACUUGAAGCUGGGAUUGUUUGAUUGGCAGCAAAGUUGCGUCAACAACGUGGCCCAAGAAUGGGCAUGGAACUGGCAUUUUCUGGAACCCGAAUUCCUGACCGAGCAUGAGGAGAGGCUGAUUGGCGAGCUCCUCGUGACGUACGAGAGACUGGGGCGCCCCAUCUCAAGAAAGAAGUUUCUGCAUGCAUAUGUCCUGGGCACCGUGCAGAUGUUUGUGUUUGGCGGCGGUGGCUUGCAAUUGUUGAUGGCUGAGCUCCACUCGAAGGGCAUCUUCCAGUCGUUAGUCCCCAACGACCCCCGCUGCCGGAUGAGCGACUCUACCAUGGAUGAGAACUUACGCGAGAAGCUCGUCGGCGCAGAGAUGACCCGGCGCACCUUCACCAACUGCUGCAACAUCAUGCGGCGGCACGACUUUGCCUCAGCUUGGCUGCGAUGGAAAGCUGAGAGGACAAAAGGUGCUCGCCACGUCCCUCCGCGUGGAACUGUGGGCGGAGGCCGCUGUCAGAGGGCAGCGACCACAACAUCUUGCUGUGGCAGUCAACACAUCGAUGCUUCGAAGGCCUGUAGUUCGUGGGGGUCGGAAGGAGAAUGGAAGGUUUAA
Messenger RNA from Durusdinium trenchii, 1617 nucleotides. The record is from the annotation of a GenBank genome assembly. NCBI's taxonomy places the organism in Eukaryota, Dinophyceae, Suessiales, Symbiodiniaceae.